GCUGGACAGCGAAAGCUGGUUCAGACAUUAUAAUCAAAGAGGCCCACCAUUCUCUCAAGAAUCAAGAACAUUUUCUAUAUCCUUCAAAUUUUCUAGACGAUACGAUGAUUAUUUGAUUAAAGAAGCAGAAGCAGAUAGAUCAUGAUGCGAUACAAAGAGGAAAAAGAGGCAAAGAAGGAAGCUUUCAGGAAGUAUCUCGAGUCUAGUGGAGUUCUUGACGCUCUUACCAAAGUUCUGGUUUCUUUGUAUGAGCAAAAUGAGAAGCCUUCCUCUGCCCUUGAAUUUAUCCAACAAAAGUUAGGCGGUCCGAGUUUGUCUGAGUAUGAAAAGCUGCAAACUGAAAUGUCAGAUUUGCAGAUAAAAUAUAAUGAUCUUUCAGCAACACACCAGGAAAUCUGUAAAGAGCUGGAAGAACUUAAGCACUUGCAUAAUAUCACAUCUACUACAGAAACCACCAACAGCGAGGCAACCAGGGAUGAACUUCACAACUGAAUGUGGAAGGGAACUUGUACAAGUUGCAAUACUGAACAAACUCUUCAAAACAUCGAGGAACUGGGUUGGAACCAUUAUUGUCCCAAAUUAUUAUGGCAUGCUAGUUGAGGAACUGAACUGAGUUGGAACACAAGUUCGUCCAUGUUGUUUUGCUACUCUAGUUGAGUUUUAUUUAUAUUUUCCCAUUCUGCUAACUUCCUCUGAAACUUGUAACCAUAGCUUCCUUCAAAAUGUAUGGCACGUCAGCUUAAAUUACUUUAAAAAGUUUUA
This is a messenger RNA of Ricinus communis (castor bean), 762 nucleotides long. RefSeq names its product c-Myc-binding protein homolog. NCBI's taxonomy places the organism in Eukaryota, Viridiplantae, Streptophyta, Magnoliopsida, Malpighiales, Euphorbiaceae. Gene Ontology annotation, biological process: regulation of DNA-templated transcription. Gene Ontology annotation, cellular component: nucleus. Gene Ontology annotation, molecular function: transcription coactivator activity. The record is from RefSeq and is a predicted model, not a curated record. The transcript is spliced from 5 exons. Bases 142 to 492 code for a protein of 116 amino acids.